Molecule: messenger RNA, 1257 nt
Organism: Pleurotus ostreatus (oyster mushroom)
Lineage: Eukaryota; Fungi; Basidiomycota; Agaricomycetes; Agaricales; Pleurotaceae
Exons: 3
Coding region: 1-1257 (418 amino acids)
Source: RefSeq, a predicted model, not a curated record
AUGUCUAUGACCAGCAAACAGUACAAGGCUCUCAAAGGUGCAGUGCUAUAUAAGCCGCCCUGCAUCUCUGGAACUGUCCCUCUCCCUCCCGAGGCGGCCACCCUCUUCUUCCAUCACGGAGACACUACAGGCUUUGCCAAUCCUGAUAACGCAGAAGUCGAGUUGCUGGCCAAAUGCUGCGAGCCAGCUACGUUUGGGCUCAACAAGGAAGAUGUAUACGACGAAACAUACAGAAAGGCUGGCAAGUUAGACAUUGAUAGCUUCGCGAUGAACAUCGAUCUAGCGCGUCUUGAGUUAGUCGAGGAGAUCUCCUCCAGACUGUUGGCUCAGGAACGGCCAUUCAAAGCAGAACUCUACAAGCUGAAUGUCUACGGUUCUGGUUCGUUCUUCAAGGCCCACAAGGAUACCCCGAGGGGAGAAAACAUGUUUGGGUCCCUUGUCCUCGUCCUACCUGUCCCUCACAAAGGGGGCGAACUCGUUCUCCGUCAAAACGGCAACGAGUGGAAGUACGACUCCUCCGCUUUGACAUCUCAAGAUGGCACACCAACCAUCUCAUACGUUGCCUUCUACGGUGACAUCGAGCACGAAGUGUUGCCGGUCGAAUCCGGCCAUCGUAUCACUCUAACGUAUAACCUCUUCUUCAAGGAAUCACAAAUCUGGCGCGCGCCCAACUACGACAUUAAUUCACAUCCAUUGAAGAUAGAGUUAGAGAAGGCAUUGAAGGAUCCUAUGUUCUUGAAGGACGGGGCCUUUCUUGGUUGGGGACUGCAAUACGACUAUCCAGUAGAGGCAAGGCCCACUGAAGGUCGCAGACGCCGUAGGAACCGACUCGACGUUGUAGCUGACAACCUCAAAGGAGAAGACGCCUUAAUCGCCCAGAUGUGCAAGGACCUCAAACUCACGGCAGAAACAUAUGUGAUAUUUGAAUUCUCCGAAGAACAACCCGACAUCGUCCUUAGACACGUCCCGAGCCUCUCAGGCGUGAAUGAAGAGGAGAUCUAUCCCUACCUUUCGGGACUGUCAGAUGCAAAACAAGUCAUCGAUGGGACCUACCAACACAAAUUCAGCAAAGACGAAAGCGGAAUUGCACCUGAGGUAAUUUGGUGGUUAAAUAAUCCGAAAUACGUGAACGCCGAGGUACCGCACAUAGGUUGGGGUAACCAAGCCUGCCUUGACUACGAGUAUGGGUGCUUUUGUCUGCUAAUCAUGGUUGAUGAGUAUGAAGCCAGAAUUGGUGAUGUCGCCUCUCAAACGUAG